Molecule: messenger RNA, 5336 nt
Organism: Esox lucius (northern pike)
Lineage: Eukaryota; Metazoa; Chordata; Actinopteri; Esociformes; Esocidae
Gene: slitrk5b
Product: SLIT and NTRK-like family, member 5b
Exons: 2
Coding region: 703-3312 (869 amino acids)
Biological process (GO): regulation of presynapse assembly; positive regulation of synapse assembly; axonogenesis
Cellular component (GO): membrane
Molecular function (GO): protein binding
Source: RefSeq, a predicted model, not a curated record
CAUUUAGACAUUUCUUCUGUAUUGAAUUAUUUUUCACGGACUUUGGGUGUAUGUAGAACACUUGCCAAUGUGAAAAGUCGCCGCGCUUGCUAGGCUGUCAAAUCGGAGGCAAUCCCUCUGAAAUUAUUCAAAAAUUGCAGUUUAUUUGCUAAAACAAAAUGUCAUUGAGGUUGUGUAUUCUAAAAGUUGAGUGCAGUGACAGGACAACGGGGGAUUCCUAUGUUCAUGGAGUAAGGAUAACACCCUAAACGGCAGUUAUCGCAGGUGCGAUUCGUGCGCGCGUGCGUGUGCAUGUGUGUGUACGUGUGCGUGUUUGUGUUAGUGAGAGAAAGAGGGAAUGAGGGAGAGAGAUCAGGCUCGUAUGUGUGGGGAGCGGGGUGUAAAUAGAGAGAGAGAGAGACCGCGCGUUUCAUCCUGGGAGACAGAAUAAGCAACUUUGUAACCAGGCACAGCUUUGUCUCCUCAGGCUCAUCGCGUUAUGAAAAGAGAAUUUGUCAGAUAUGGUUGAUCAGCAUUUCUUUUUAUCCUCUGUUGUGCAUUGGUGAUGGCUAACGUGCUCAUAACAUAUGCAUCUGAGAAUAUUAGUAAGUCCUAAAAUGGAACAUACGUUAUCAUACCUUACGAGGAACAUUCAUAUUUUCCAGUGAAUGAGAUGACAGUGCAUACUUGUGGCUGCACAACAGCGCGAGUUUGGCCGUUGUCAUGAAAAUGCAUCUCUGGGUUGCAAUAACACUGUUGGUGGCUACGUCAGCAGGCACCGUUGAGAUGUUUGACAGUUACGGUGAGAUAUGUCGCAGGCUGUGUGCCUGCGAGGAGAAGGAAGGGAUACUGACUGUCGGCUGUGAAAGUAGAGGGAUUGUCGAUCUCUCUGAAGUAAGCCCUGUGUACUUCACAACGUAUCAUCUACUGCUCACAGGGAACCUUCUGAAAAGACUCGCAGCAAAUGACUUUGUCGAAUACAGUGGGCUUACAAUAUUGCACCUGGGCAACAAUGACAUAUCCGAUGUUGAAUCUGGAGCUUUUAAUGGACUCCAGGGAUUAAAAAGAUUACAUCUCAACAAUAACAAAAUCGAUUCCUUGAAGGAAGACUUUUUUGUUGGCCUUGAAAGUCUGGAAUAUCUUCAGCUAGACUACAAUUACAUCACCCAUGUUGAGCAGAACGCCUUCAGCAAACUGCGUCAUCUGGAGGUGCUGAUUUUAAAUGACAACUUAAUUUCCACUCUUCCCACAAACAUUUUCCAAUAUGUCCCUUUGACUCACCUGGACCUGAGGGGAAAUCAAUUGAAACUGCUUCCAUACUCUGGUAUUUUGGAACACAUGGAUAACGUGGUGGAGUUACAACUAGAGGAGAACCCAUGGAACUGCUCCUGUGAGCUGAUCACUCUGAAGGCCUGGCUUGAAAGCAUAUCCUACACCGCUUUGGUCGGUGAUGUGGUCUGCGAGUUCCCAUUCCGGCUUCAUGGGCGAGAUCUUGAUGAGGUUUCGAAACAAGAACUGUGCCCCAGGAGAGCCAUUGCACAGUAUGAGAUGCAGCCCCAAGCACAUCAAAACACUGAUGCAUACUUUAGAACCCCGCCAUCCUCGGUUAUAGCCUACACCUCCUCUGCCAUCUUACGAUCCUCGUCAAGGCCUACCAAGGGACCUCGCCAGUCAGGCAAAUUAAAGUCAAAACCAACAUCUCGCAUUCCCUUGAAUAAACCACAAAACUAUGGUCAAAUUGUAUCCUAUCAAACCAAAUCCCCUGUGCCUUUAGACUGCCCCACUGCCUGCACUUGUAAUCUUCAAAUUUCUGAUCUGGGUCUGAACGUCAACUGCCAGGAAAGAAAGAUUGAGCGUAUCUCUGACUUAAAUCCCAAACCCUACAACCCCAAAAAGAUGUAUCUCACAGGUAACUAUAUCCCUGUUGUGCGGAGAUCUGAUUUCAUUGAAGCGACCGGAUUGGAUUUGCUUCACCUUGGCAACAAUCGAAUUGCUCACAUACAUGACAGGGCUUUUGGGGAUUUAACUCAGUUGCGCAGGCUUUACUUGAAUGGGAAUUUGAUAGACUGCCUCACCGCCGACAUGUUCUACGGACUGGAGAGUCUGCAGUUCCUAUAUCUAGAAUACAACGUCAUCAGAGAAAUAUUCCCAGACACCUUUCAGCGCGUCCCCAACCUUCAGCUGCUCUUCCUGAACAACAACCUCUUGAAGACCCUGCCCGGGGGCAUCUUCGAAGGCUUGACGUUGGCCAGACUAAAUCUUCGCAGCAAUCACCUCCGCAGUCUGCCAGUCGGCGGCGUUCUGGACCGGCUGACGUCGCUGGUGCAGGUCGACCUGUUCGAGAACCCUUGGGACUGCCAGUGCUCCAUAGUGGAGAUGAAGACCUGGCUUGAGCGCCUCGGCACCGGCGCCGUCGUCAACAACGUCAUCUGUGGCUCGCCCAAGAGGCUGUUCGGGGAGGACAUGCGAUACAUCAAGGCAACAAGCUUCUGCCCCAAUAACUCGGACGCCCUGGCCUCGGCAGCACCGCCCUCUGAGGAAUCUAUUCCCGGGAGCACUAUCACCAUAGAAACGUCCUUAGACUACGAUACGCACACGGACAGCGUCCCCCUGUCCGUCCUGAUACUAGCCCUGCUCCUGAUGUUCAUCCUGUCGGUGUUUGUCGCCGCGGGGCUCUUCGGGGCCGUGAAGAAGAGGCGCCUGAAGACGCUGAGUGAGCAGAAUAACUCCAUGAACGCGUGCAUUAGUUCGCUGAACAUGGAGUACGGCCUCUACAAGAAGGGGUCCAUCCCCAAAGUCAGGACGUCCGCAGGGCAUGUGUAUGAGUACAUCCCCCCUCCUAUAGAACACACCUGCAAAAGCCCUGGCUACUGCCCCGCGGACAACAAGGCGCUGGAUGUGUGCAUUGACUUCGACGAGCUAAGUGGGGCCUAUCUGAGUAACCAGUCGGACGAAGAGGCGGGCAGUAACGCAAUAAGUUCUGAGUACAGUGUCAGCACUCCGGAGCCACUCGGCAGACCCUGCCCCCUGCAAGACGACCGUCAGUGUUACUAUAGAGACAUUCUGGAUGCGGACAAGCCCUCGUCCUACAGCAAUACUUUACCGUGCAGACAUGCUGCCCAUUCGUCCAAUCGUUAUACCUCAGACUUCGAUGUCAGACACCAGUACAUGCACCCGGAGAGAAUACAACAGACGAUAUUGUAUUGCACAGCGCCGACUACUGCUCACGUUGAGCCGAACAGGAGUGAGUACUGGGAACUAAAAGCCAAGCUUCAUAUCGAUCCUGACUACCUUGAGGUUCUCGAGAAACGUACGACAUUCACCCAGUUUUGACUUGUGUUUUUCCCUGAACAGCUGGCCAUUGCUACGCUUGUUGCACUGGUACACUGUAUUCAUGAAGAAGACAUUUGUGAAUUUUAGCGGUACUGAUUUCUAGGUUUUGAAUUGAGACAGCAAGCAGAUGCUUCCCCUAACAACAUUAAGCAAUGGUUAUCUUGUCUUUUAAACUGUAUAUACCUUAAUACAGCUGUUUGCUAUGGUAGCUAGGCCACCACAGUUUUACAGUCAUUGCUUUGAGAUAAGAAUUGUCAGGUUAUCCAAUCGGUGUGCCAACAGCUCUAUGUAAAUAUGCAGUUUAAGUACGCUUGUUGCACCUUUUUCUAACAUAGAGGCUUAACUGGCUUCUGUAUGCAUAUGGGUAUUUGUGGGUUCAUCAACUUUAUGGAAAAACUAUGUUUUUUUUAAAAAGAUGUGGUAAAAUCCAUGCUUCAUAAUUUAUUGGUGGUUUUUAGGUGGAACAAUUUGCUCAUAUAGCCUAGAUUUUAAUAAUUGUCUAUUUUUAUACAAGUAUUUGAAGAUUUUAGCCUAAUUCUUCUGUUUUUUGUUAUUAUUACUUUGCACACAAUGCACUGGACUGAACAGGUCAAGAACAAAUAUGAUGUCACUUCCUUAUAUAUUAUGUGCGAUAUUGUGCGGACUGUAAAUAAGCAUUCAUUAUUGCAGACGUGAUUCUACUGCAUCAUGGAGAAGUGAUGACGUUUUGCACUAUGCCUGCAUAAAGCCUUUUCUUUUUCCAGGAUGGAGAAAAUCCUAAACGUCCCAGUUUUAAAUCUUUAGGUCUACGAUAUGUAAUGCAUUGAAAGGAAACAAACAAUACUUCUGGUGACUGCCACAUUUAUACCACAUCCUUCAAUUGUUUUAACAUUUGUAAAAAAAAAUUACAAAAUUGGUGUUGCGCAACAUGAUAUACUAAUUAAAAUUCAUCAUUAAACAGACACGUUUUCGGCUCUGGUACUCUCACUGCGGUUCAUGAGAAGUCCACUCAAAAAAGUCUAAAGACUAGUAACUCCAUGUGUCGGUUCUAUAAAGGUGGAGAACCCAAAAAAAGCACUCCCCCAGAGGCACCACACUUGAAUGCCAUGUUGUUUUGUUGGCAUUUCCUAAAGCCUGUGAUGAGAUAAUGUCAGAGGUUGCUCAGUAUGUGCUGAUAAGCAGACUGGCUUCAGAAAUAAUGCAUUCUAACCCAUUUCUGGGCCAACUGGGUUAGCAGAAAAAAAACAGACUUUUCAGCAGAAUUUUUUUUAGAUCAAAAAGCAAUGAGAAAGACUUUCCCCUGUUGAAAUGCAUUACACUGUAUCACUCUGUUAGUGGGUCCUGUCAGUCUGACUUAAUUCUGUGUUGAUGAGAUGGAGGUCGGUCAUGGUGUCUUUGAUUUCUGUCUGCAUGUCGUAUCAUUCAUCACAGAAUGGCAUGAAAUUGUUUUUCUUGGGUCUGAAAUGGUACAAGACUUUAAUUAAUAUACAACAUGGUUUACUAUCUUUCCUUCCCCACCUAAACCACAGUCGGUUCCCUGUAUCCAUAUACAGUAAAGUUAUGAAGUUAUUCAGUAUAUCACAUGCAAAUAGAUAAUGUUUUUGCCACAUUCCUGUAUAUCAAACAACUUGUGACAAUUUGGUGUGACUCAAACAUUCUUGUUUAUAUGAACAAAGUAAACCAUCAUUGUUCUUUUUAUUUUUCUUCAUUAUUAUUUUUUUUUUACAAGCGAUUUGUGAAUGAGGUCCAGCGAGUGUUCUACUUUGGUAAUUUUUUAUUGACUCGUCCCCUUAGUUUUCAUAUGUAAGUGAUUUUGAUGAAUUAUAACUUACUACUUCAACUUUGUAAAUAGAAUGUGCCAGUGGUAUGUGCCAGUUUUGGACUGCUGUCUCUCGGAGCGCAAGGUCAGGUUUUCACUGUGAAAACACAGAUUGGGAGGAAAUGCAAGUUGGAAAUAAGACGUGAGCUCAGAGAUACAUGUAUCUUAAAAAGUGCUGUUUCUUCUACUGUGGAUGCCAAUGAAUAAAACAUGUGCAUUAAUUCAA